AGUUACUUGAUCUGUUGCUCAUCGAUCUCGACAUCGCCAUGGGCGGCCUCUCCAUGGACCAGGCCUUCGUGCAGGCCCCCGAGCAUCGCACCAAGGCGAACCUCGCCGACGCGGCCGGCAUCCCGGUCAUCGACCUCUCCCCUCUCGCCGCCGGCGACAAGGCCGGCCUGGACGCCCUCGCGGCCGAGGUGGGCAGGGCGAGCCGUGACUGGGGGUUCUUCGUGGUGGUGCGCCACGGCGUGCCGGCGGAGACGGUGGCGCGGGCGCUGGAGGCGCAGAGGGCCUUCUUCGCGCUGCCCGCGGACCGGAAGGCGGCCGUGCGGAGGGACGAGGCGGCGCCGCUGGGGUACUACGAGUCGGAGCACACCAAGAACGUCAGGGACUGGAAGGAGGUGUUCGACCUCGUCCCCCGCGAGCCGCCGCCGCCUGCCGCGGUUGCCGACGGCGAGCUCGUGUUCGAGAACAAGUGGCCCGAGGACCUGCCGGGGUUCAGAGAGGCUCUCGAAGAGUACGAGAAAGCGAUGGAGGAGCUGGCGUUCAAGCUGCUGGAGCUGAUCGCCCGGAGCCUGGGACUGAGACCGGACCGGCUGCACGGCUUCUUCAAGGACCAGACCACCUUCAUCCGGCUGAACCACUACCCGCCCUGCCCCAGCCCCGACCUCGCCCUCGGCGUCGGCCGCCACAAGGACGCCGGCGCGCUCACCAUCCUCUACCAGGACGACGUCGGCGGGCUCGACGUCCGGCGCCGCUCCGACGGCGAGUGGGUGCGCGUCAGGCCUGUCCCGGACUCCUACGUCAUCAACGUCGGCGACAUCAUCCAGGUGUGGAGCAACGACAGGUACGAGAGCGCGGAGCACAGGGUGUCGGUGAACUCGCACAAGGAGAGGUUCUCCAUGCCCUACUUCUUCAACCCCGGGAGCGACGCCAUGAUCGAGCCGUUGGAGGAGAUGGUGAGCGACGAAAGGCCGGCCAGGUACGACGCCUACAACUGGGGCAACUUCUUCAGCACCAGGAAGAACAGCAACUUCAGGAAGCUCGCCGUCGAAAACGUCCAGAUCGCACACUUCAGAAAGGACCGACCUUAAAUGAAGGAUCCCUCAUGAAUUCAUGAUCCUUCCGCUCUCCUCAGUGAUCCUAGUGCUACAACUACAAGCAUCUCCCCGUUUGUAGUAAUAAUAUAAGUAUUCUCUCCGUAAACUAAUAUAAAAGCGUUUAGAACACUACUUUAGUGAUCUAAAUGCUCUUAUAUUAGUUUACAGAGAGAGUAUUGUGUAUUAAUAAUGAAUUCCUCUGUUUCAAAAUAAGUGAUGAAGUGGUUUUAGUUCAAUUUUUUUAGAGAGGAGGCA
Triticum dicoccoides is the source of this 1346-nucleotide messenger RNA. RefSeq names its product probable 2-oxoglutarate-dependent dioxygenase At5g05600. The coding region runs from base 39 to 1085 and encodes 348 amino acids. NCBI's taxonomy places the organism in Eukaryota, Viridiplantae, Streptophyta, Magnoliopsida, Poales, Poaceae. The transcript is spliced from 2 exons. The record is from RefSeq and is a predicted model, not a curated record.